Messenger RNA from Alternaria incomplexa, 2403 nucleotides. RefSeq lists its product as uncharacterized. Bases 1 to 2403 code for a protein of 800 amino acids. Gene Ontology annotation, molecular function: deSUMOylase activity. Gene Ontology annotation, cellular component: nucleus. NCBI's taxonomy places the organism in Eukaryota, Fungi, Ascomycota, Dothideomycetes, Pleosporales, Pleosporaceae. Gene Ontology annotation, biological process: protein desumoylation. The transcript has 2 exons. The record is from RefSeq and is a predicted model, not a curated record.
AUGUCCAACAAGCGCGCUUAUAGCGCCUACCUCUCCAGCGCGUCUGCGGAUAUGCUAGUCGCUGCCAAUGGCUUCGGCGCUCCCCAACUGCAGGCGCAGCAACACACCCCUUCCUCAAUAUCACAUCUGCGUAUCCCAGGCGGAUGGCCACAAGAUCACCUCAUUGCCGCCGAGGAAGUCAUACCUCCGCGCGCUUCUCUCUUCACCACGCUCGGCAAGUGGGCUGCGACCGUCAGCGUUACCAACCUGCUCUCACUCCCUGCACGCCUCGCAAACCGCUAUCUCCGCCGCGAGACUAUCAAGGCGAUUCCCAUCAUCUCCGCCACCGGCUCCAACAAGAAGCGCUUCAUCUCCGCAGGUCUGGCAGACGAGGAAUGCGCGACACCUUCGCCUUCAGUGCGCGCGCGCGCGAACCAGGCGCGUCGCGAACACCAAAGGCAGGCGCGCGCGUCAGAGCUAAGCCCCAACCAAUUCCGCGUUCCGCCAAUUCAAUAUACGUCAUCAGCACAUACACAAGAAUUCGAGGAAAUCGUGCCUGGAGCAUACAAUAGAGAUGUAUCUCUCGACGAGGGCGGCAACGUCAGCCUGGAAGACGACGAGGACCUUGAGGUCAGUGUAGACUUCUCUUUCGAGGAUGUCUUCACUUCAACCCCGCCGCGCGACCCCCAGACCGGCUCUCCCAUGACAAUAUUCUGGAACAGCCCUCAGGUCGCCUCACCCGCGGUUGCCUCGCCCGCAAGCCCGGUCUUGUCAUCCCCACUAUACCACUAUGACUCGCCUACCUACGACAAUGCCAACCCGGCCUGGAUCUCUGAGCUCCGCAAUGCUUCAACUGCCCAUGCCUCUUCAGGUCUUACGUCACCGUCGGCGCAAGCACUCUCCUCAUCGCAAGCAUCCACAGGCCCAGCCCCUAAUGGCAAGCGCACUUCCAACCUGCCUACGGUCACACCUCUGCGACGCCAAUUGGUCAAGGCACAGAUGUACAGGGAACGCAAGCGCAUCGCAGGCCUCAAUGCCGCGCUCGAGUCUACGGAGGAAGGUUUCGCCGAUACCGAGCAAGCUAAGAACAGUUUCGCCGAGUCAUUCAACCAGAACCCCUUCCACUCCACGAAUGCUUGGUCAUCAGCAUCUCCAUCACAACCAAAGACUGAAACCGAAGCUGCCGUCCCCGACUUCGAGUACGCCAACGACUUGUCCUUUCUCCCUGAGGUCACUGAAACCUCUGAAGUCGAAUACGCCAACGACUUAUCAUUCCUCGUUGAUGCGCCAUCUCCACCGCGAGCGAAGGGAGUGCGUUGGGAAAAGGAUGCUAAAUGCAAGCCCUUCUACGUCGACACGAAAGUCAGCGAGAUGCUCGACUCCACGCUAGAGACGAUUACUUCAAGUCCGAUCAGGGAAUACCACAAUGUGUUCCAGAACAACGAUGGCGGCGCAUCAAAUGCCAGCCAGGCGUCAUCAUCUUCUCGCUCGUCAGCAGACAGCAGCCCACAGAUAACCCUUCUUGAUUCUCCUGCGCAAAAUGGCGGCUGGCGCGGUGUCUCAGUUGACGCUUUCGACGCACCCGAUGAAUCGCUCCUGGAGUGCGAGUUCUCGCUGGAACUCCUCGAAGACCUUCAGCGGGAAAUGCAGAGGAAGCUUGCCUUGGCACCGCCUCCUCCACCGCCACAGAAGCCACUUGUUGCGCCGCUCACUCCCGAGGAAGAAGCUGCACUGCAAGACGCCGCAGCCAAGACCAAAUACGGCCGCAAGCCAGACCAGUUCGUCAUUCACGACAAGCUAUACGCUCGAGACUUUGCGACUCUGUUGCCUCGCGUCUUCAACGGUGACCCCAGGGCAUGGUUGAACGACAGCAUCGUCAACGAGUAUCUUUCUAUUCUCAUCGCUGCAAAGAAGAAGGAAAUGGGCUUCACUCACCAGCGCAACGGUCCUGCACCGCCCCUUCACGCCUUUUCGUCAUUCUGGUACCAGACUGCCGAUACUUCUCGCUGGACCAACAGGUUUCAGCUGAAAGGCAAGCAGUACCUCGACGCCGACCUUCUCCUCUAUCCUAUCUGCGACAGAGGUCACUGGCGUCUGCUCGCGGUUUAUCCCCGGGAACGCACUAUUGAGUACUUUGACUCUAUGGGUCUUGACGGACAAACAUACAUCGACAAGCUCGUCAAAUACCUCGAGCAGGAGCUCGGUGAACACUGGGUUCCUUCGGAGUGGAAUAAAGAGACUGGCCAGAGGAGUGAGCAACAGAAGAACGGAAGCGAUUGCGGUGUCUUCACUCUCCUGAACGCUUUGACCCUCAUCCGCGGCGACGCUCCCACUCGUGUCCUUUCUACCGACGGCAUGGACGAUGCACGCAAGCGUAUCGCAACCACUCUGCUGGCCGGCCAUCCCACCACCGAGCUGGAAUGA